CCCGGUUCGAUGUUCCUACUUUAGGGCAGCCUCGGAUAUCUCAAUACCGCCACCCUAUUGUUGUAAAAUCGGCAUUUUUUAUGUUCGAACAAGACGUACCUUUCCAAAACCUGGAACGACAAGAUAAUACUUAAGAUCACGAAAUAGCAAGUAUAGGAAUACGACAUUAAUUGCGACAUAUUUGGGACCAUUUUCCGGAGCCUGGAUGCUUUCAUAGCUGACAUUUCAUUCGGGAUUUAGACCGAAAAUAUUUUCUUAUCUUUGAACAUUUUUACAUACAACCACCAAACCUUUAAUUCCUGCAGGAAUAGGUUUACGAAGAAACAUUGUAGCCUACCCCGUCUAAACGGCACCAGUUCUAGAACCAGAACCAGUUCCAGAACCAAUUCUAGAACCAGAACCAGUUCCAGAACCAGUUUCAGAGAUACAUCUCUUCAAUUUGGAUCAGUAAACAUGAUUGGACUGAAGUACAAUGUGUCUCUACCCAUGGCUGCAGGGGCCCUGUUAGUGGGCAUCCCCUACUCCAUCUCUCUCGUGGCCCAGUGGAUGUAUGGUUGGCCGAACAAGCCUGGCUAUAAAAAGUACAUUGAGGCGCUGAAGCCAAGGAGGAUAUACUGUCUGACUAGAGCUGUGCUGGAGAUGCUGAAAUACUUCCAGUACGGAAAACUCUACUUCCAGUGGAAGUCCUGGUACAAGCAAUGUAAUGAAAACCACAAGCAUUAUGAAAAGGGCAUCACGUUUGGUCGUCGUAGCAACCGGCUGGACUUGUACUAUUCUCCCACAGUGGCCCAGCCAGGCAGUGAGCAGGUGCCCGUGGUAGUGUUUAUAUACGGGGGAGGCUGGGGUUCAGGGGAGAGGUCCAUAUACUGUCUACUGGCCAUGCAGAUGGCUAAGGAGCUCAGCGCAACGGUGAUCUGUCCGGACUAUUGCACAUAUCCAAAGGGUAAUGUUUUGUGUAUGGUUCAAGAUAUCGCCGACUGUCUCGUUUGGGCGAGGGAGAACGGCCAUAAGUUCAACUUUGACAAAGAUAACAUUGUGUUAAUGGGCCACUCCGCUGGGGCCCACCUAGCAGCUCUAACCGUGCUGUUCAUGGUCGAGGGACGAGACGAGCUCUUUAUAGAAGCCAAGAAGCAGACAGAGAUCACCAUGGCAAUCAGAGGAGUUACAGGUUUAAGUGGAGUCUACAACAUAAUGGACCACUACGAGCAUGAACAGAUGAGAGCUGUGGAGUAUGUCUCUACGAUGCACAAAGCCAUGAAUGGACUAGAGAACUUCCCUUAUUAUUCACCCACACACCUACUGAAGGAAUUCAGCGAGGAGCAACUGAAAAGAUUGCCACCUUUCUGCUUGCUGCACGGAACGAGUGACAUCAUAGUUCCGGUGGAAUCUUCCCAGAGGUUCUCUGAGCUGCUCACCUCCCUCUCGAUCAAGGUGUCCCUGUACCUCAUGCCUAAAAUGGACCACACCGAGAUUGUCACCGAUCUCAUGGCGACAGACAGGCACUUCUACAACACAGUGUACAGCUGCAUCAAACAGGAGUACAGCAAGUUCAUAGGUCAGGUCUGUCACUGCUGAGCGUUCUUCUAGACCGGUCUUCUGCACAACAAGGAAACCAACUUAACUUCAAUACAUUAUCCAUCCAUUCAUUCAUCUUAACUUCAAUACAUUAUCCAUUCAUUCAUUCAUCUUAACUUCAAUACAUUAUCCAUUCAUUCAUUCAUCUUAACUUCAAUACAUUAUCCAUUCAUUCAUUCAUCUUAACUUCAAUACAUUAUCCAUCCAUUCAUUCAUCUUAACUUCAAUACAUUAUCCAUCCAUUAAUUCAUUCAUCUUAACUUCAAUACAUUAUCCAUCCAUUCAUUCAUCUUAACUUCAAUACAUUAUCCAUCCAUUCAUUCAUCUUAACUUCAAUACAUUAUCCAUCCAUUAAUUCAUUCAUCUUAACUUCAAUACAUUAUCCAUUCAUUCAUUCAUUCAUGAUGUGCCGCAAUUCUUCGUUUACAUCUUUUUCAGUGCAUUAUUAUGAUACCUUGAACUUACAGGAUUGAACCUUUUUGACUUAAAAACAUUUAGCAGUUUUAUCGCUCUGUUUUAAUCUCAGUAAUGAUUCCUCUUCUUCCUCUGGUGUUUUACUGUGUGAUUGAUGAUAGUUCCUGCGAUUGUAAACAGACUGAAUGAUAUUUAUGAUAGUACCCUGAUUGUAAACAGACUGAAUGAUAUUUAUGAUAGUACCCUGAUUGUAAACAGACUGAAUGAUUUGUAUGAUAAUUCCCUGAUCGUAAACAGACUGAAUGAUUUGUAUGAUAAUUCCCUGAUCGUAAACAGACUGAAUGAUAUUUUAAUAUAAUAGCUGCUGGAUCUGAUGAAGGAGAGAUACCAGGCAAACUAAACAUGCAUUUGACAUAUUUGACCUACAGUAAGUCUGGUGUAUGAGAAUAUUGGUUUAUCUAGGAUGCCUGUGAGCUAUCCUAGAGGGCCCAGUAUACAGUAAUAUCCAGACUCAGCCUUUAUAGAAAUAUCGUUAUAUGACGUAGCCAUGAUUUCCAAUGGGAGUCGUACCGUCAACGUCCACCAUCAACGUCCCAUCCAUUUUCAUGGACAGAAAAGUUUCAGAUGAGUUUAACUUUUUGAUUGGUCGAUGGAGACGUUGGCCAAUCAGACACACUCUGCACGGACCAAAAUGAAUCCCUUCUAACUCUGUUUCCGUUCUCCACGGAUCAGUUUGGCCACGCCCUUAUAUAGCCAGUAUUAUGUGUACCAUGUGGAACCCUGAAUGGCCCCCUAUUCCCUACUUGGUGCACUACAUUUGAUCAGAGUCCUAUGGGCAGUGCACUACAUAGGGAAUAGGGUACGGUUGGGACAGAGACUGAUAGCAGUUCUAUUGUAUAUUUUCUACUGAUAAUCUGCUGCAUUAAUAUGGUCAAACCAGGGCACAUCAAAUCAAAUUUAUUUAUAUAGCCCUUCGUACAUCAGCUGAUAUCUCAAAGUGCUGUACAGAAACCCAGCCUAUAACCCCAAACAGCAAGCAA
Oncorhynchus tshawytscha (Chinook salmon) is the source of this 3029-nucleotide messenger RNA. RefSeq names its product probable isoprenylcysteine alpha-carbonyl methylesterase ICME. The record is from RefSeq and is a predicted model, not a curated record. Bases 454 to 1575 code for a protein of 373 amino acids. Lineage: Eukaryota; Metazoa; Chordata; Actinopteri; Salmoniformes; Salmonidae. The transcript has 9 exons.